AUGUGACUGCCAUCCAGUACCGUCCGAUGCGGUGGAUCACGCUUUGAAGAAACGUGUUUAGAUCGGAAAAAAAAAAGACAAAAAUGGUGGAGAAAAUCGAAGCAGCGCACCACCUGCGCUUUGUAGCCAACUCCCACUUUCUUCUUCUCUAAUCCUGCUGCCUGGGGCUAUCGUGCGCCCUCUGAUCUCAAUUUCUCAAAACCCUAAUUGCACUCAAAUUCCAAAUUCGUUUUGAUGCCCUAUUAAUCAGGGUCGCCUUCUGGGUUUUAGUGACUUAGUUACAUUGUAGUGAUUAAAAUAUCCAAGUGAUCGAUCGUAUUGUUGAAUUACGGCUGUGUGAAGUGAUCGGAUUCCAGACUUGUGGAGAUGCAGCGGCCGAGUCCACCGAAGCAUCGCCACGAUGGGACUUCGCCCUUGCCGCUGGGAAUGGAUUGGAGCCCUCCGCCUCGAGUUUGGGCAGGGAGAGAAAGUGUUUGGCCUCAUGAUCCUCGGACAGGAUGGAGUUACUGCAUCACUCUACCUUCAUGGAUUGUACUUGCAAAGUCGAGAGAUUCUGACCCGACAGUGUUUUACAGGGUUCAGGUUGGCAUACAGUCACCAGAGGGGAUUACAACCACAAGAACUGUAUUGAGGAGAUUCAACGAUUUCCUAAAAUUACAUGCUGCUAUCAAAAGAGCCUUUCCUCAGAAAAGCAUUCCACCAAGUCCACCGAAGGGGCUCUUGCGGAUGAAAACAAGGGCAAUGCUGGAAGCGAGAAGGAGUUCUUUGGAGGAAUGGAUGGCAAACUUACUUUCAGAUAUUGAUUUGUCAAGAAGCAUUGUCGUCGCAUCCUUUCUUGAACUGGAAGCUGCUGCUAGGUCAUCAUUCCAAGAAGAGGGCCUGCAGAGUCCCCCCGAUUCACAUAAUUCUGUAACUACGACAGACUCAUCUCAUCAUGUUCACCCAAAUUCAAGCAUGUUGGCAGCAGGUACUUCAUCCGUGGCAUCAGAUUAUGGCAGUGAUACAGCCUAUGAGAUAUCUGAUAUUGGUUCACAUAGCCUUGGGAGGGACAACAACUCAGAAGUUGGGACUGAGGAUCUAUCAUUUUAUGAUGAUGCCGCAAGUACAGUGGAUAAAUUUGUCAAGUAUGGCAUGUCAAACAUUGAGGAGGGCUUGUCAAUGGGGAAUGCUAUUCUAGAGAAGCUCGAGAAUUUUCCUAAACAUAAGCUGCAUGCCAGAGAAAAUCAUAACUCAGAGCAGAACCUGAGUAAUGGAGGUUCUUUGAAAGCCUCUCAUCACGAAGAAGAUAUGUCAGAGCAUCUGGCUGAAAAUAGUUCAUUGGUUCAUCAUGGCCGAAAGCUGUCGUCUGAUAGCAUUGGAAGCGACAGGAGCUCUUUAAGAGGCAGUGAGUCUUCAAGUUUAGCAUUUCCAAAUUCAAAUGGACAUGGGGCUUUUGAUUUUGGGAGUGCUGCUGAGGUUGGACGAACCACUGGAACUGUUGGAAACUCUGAUUAUCAUCUCCCAGAUGAUAUACACCUGUUGGUCCCAGUGGAUCAGCGCCAGAAGAUGAAUAGAGUACUUAUGACGAUGCAGCGGAGGUUGAUUACUGCCAAGACUGAUAUGGAAGAUCUUAUAUCAAGAUUGAAUCAAGAAAUUGCCGUGAAGGACUAUCUUGCAACAAAGGUGAAGGAUUUGGAAGUGGAGCUUGAAACUACUAAACAAAAAAGUAAAGAAAAUCUUGAGCAGGCUAUACUAAUUGAAAGAGAACGAGUUACUCAAAUGCAGUGGGAUAUGGAAGAACUUAGGCGGAGGUCUAUGGAACUAGAGCUAAAGUUGAAUCAGCAACAGGAUCAGAGCACAGAUGCUCAGCCUUCUGUUUCACCAGGCAAUCAGCAGACGGAUACGUUGCGCCAGGAGUUGGACUCUUCAAAACAGCAGUUUGAGGAUUUGUUGAAGCGACAUCAAGAGCUGGAAGUAAAAUCAAAAGCUGAUAUUAAAGUUCUUGUCAAGGAAGUAAGAUCAUUAAGAAGUUCCCAAUCAGAAUUAACGCAACAGCUCAAGCAGUCUCUCAGAGAAAAAUCUGAAAUGGAGGAACUUCUUCAGGAAGAAAGAGAGAGAAAUGAGCAGGUGAGAUCCUCUUGGAGGAAGUUGCUAGACAGAUGCAAGAUUCUUCAGGAUCAGCUUCAUGAGUGCAAUAUCGACAAUUUAACAAGCACGAAAGGCGACACAGCUGACAGCCUCCCGUCAUUAUUGGAUCAGUUGGAUUUUGUUGGCACAUCCGAAAACCAGAUAGACCUUCUCAUUGCUGAGUUUGAGCAGUUAUUAGCUGAGGAUGGUGACAAGCACACAACUUCCAUAGACGAGGAAUCGAGGCAGACACUAACGAGUCUCCUAGCCGAUAAUGGUGCGUUGAGAAAGCAGGUGAACUCCCUUAUAGUGAACAGCCUCAAGAUGAGGAAAUCUAAGGAGAAAGGCGAAACAUCAGAUGUAAAUGUAGGAAGUGAGGUCCAACAUAGCAGCAGCUAACUCUUGGACAUGUAAAUUCAGAAAUGCCAAUUAUGUGUAGAGUUGGAUAUAUACGACAUGGGGAGUUAUCCAUGUAUGCGGUUUUACCAGCAGGAACGCGUUGGUGUCGAUUUUUUUGGUCUCUCGCGGUGCUGUAUGCAACAGUGUACAUAUAUAUUGAAAGUCCGAUUUGUAUACAUAAUUCAGAGUUGAGAAAAACAUGUGGAAUUUACCAGUUUUUGUUGGAUAAUUGAUCAUUUGCUGCGCA
Messenger RNA from Salvia hispanica, 2752 nucleotides. RefSeq names its product PX domain-containing protein EREL2-like. Gene Ontology annotation, biological process: protein transport. Gene Ontology annotation, molecular function: phosphatidylinositol binding. NCBI's taxonomy places the organism in Eukaryota, Viridiplantae, Streptophyta, Magnoliopsida, Lamiales, Lamiaceae. The record is from RefSeq and is a predicted model, not a curated record.